Molecule: messenger RNA, 4936 nt
Organism: Limulus polyphemus (Atlantic horseshoe crab)
Lineage: Eukaryota; Metazoa; Arthropoda; Merostomata; Xiphosura; Limulidae
Product: sodium/hydrogen exchanger 7-like
Exons: 19
Coding region: 57-2186 (709 amino acids)
Biological process (GO): proton transmembrane transport; regulation of pH; sodium ion transport
Cellular component (GO): recycling endosome; membrane
Molecular function (GO): sodium:proton antiporter activity
Source: RefSeq, a predicted model, not a curated record
AUCAGUAGAUGCUAACUUGAUGUCUGAACACAUGAUUAGUUAUUUUAAUUUACGGCAUGAUGGUGUCGAUUGUGCAACGCUUAGUUUUGUCAGUGACUUUGUUGUUUUGUUUAACGAGUGUUUUAUGUAAUGCACCUACAGAUAUAAAACUUGAUGAAAAGGCGAAAAGAAUUCACCGAAUUGAUUGUUUGAACAUACUUGUGUACGUUCUUCUUCUAAUUUUGACAGUUUGUACGAUAUGGCUUUUCAAACGAAGACGGGCUAGAUUCUUGCACGAAACCGGAUUGGCGAUAAUAUAUGGUCUAGUAGUAGGAGCUAUAAUCAGGUAUGGAGGUGAAGACACAGAGGUAGUGUUUGUUGCUGUUAAACCUAUCUCACAUAAUAAUACACCUGUAGAUAUCCCACCAGACAACUUAUUUUACACCAUGGAAGUGAAAGGCAACCCUGUUAAGGGUGAUUUAGAUUACUUGAACAAAACCUAUGCCUAUGUUUUUAGAGGAGAAGUCACUGAUGUAGAAAGCAAAAAGUUGGACCAAAAGGCUACAUUUGACCCUGAAAUUUUCUUCAAUAUCAUACUUCCACCAAUAAUUUUUAAUGCUGGAUACAGCUUAAAACGGCGUCACUUCUUCAGAAAUUUGGGAGCCAUUAUGACAUAUGCAUUUAUUGGAACAACCAUUUCUUGUUUUGUUGUAGGAAUUGUUAUCUAUGCUUUUAUCCAACUUAUGCCACACUUACAAUUCAGCUUUACUGAUUGUUUAUAUUUUGGUGCCAUAAUUUCAGCCACUGAUCCAGUAACUGUGUUGGCUCUUCUGAGUGAUCUCCAUGUUGAUGUAAAUCUUUAUGCUCUUGUGUUUGGUGAGAGCAUACUGAAUGAUGCUGUUGCCAUUGUGUUGUCAGGAUCAAUUAACAGCUAUGAAGAAUUAUAUGGAACUCAGUCUGGAGGGUUUGAAGUUCAAGCUUGUUUCAAAUCAGUGGGAAACUUUAUUUACAUCUUUAUUUGUUCAUUUUUGAUUGGGUCGGUGACAGGCUGCUGUACAGCUUUGCUUACAAAGUUUACCCGUCUGAAUGAUUUUCCAUUAUUGGAAUCAUCCCUCUUUCUACUGAUGUCCUAUAGUACAUUCCUCAUAUCUGAAGCUGCUGAUUUGUCUGGGAUUGUUGCUGUUUUGUUCUGUGGAAUAUGUCAAGCUCAUUAUACAUACAAUAACUUAUCUGAUGAAUCCAGGAUUAGAACAAAGCAGCUGUUUGAGCUCUUGAGCUUUGUGGCAGAAAGUUUCAUUUUCACGUACAUUGGUGUAUCUAUGUUUACCUUUACUAAACAUCUGUGGGAUGUUGGCUUUAUUAUUGUGGCUUUUCUUGCUAUUGCAGUAGGAAGAGCUGUACAUGUUUACCCACUGUCUUUCUUGUUAAAUCUAGGACGACACAACAAGAUAUCGCUCAACUUUCAGCACAUGCUCUUUUUUUCAGGUCUUCGAGGAGCAAUGGCUUUUGCUUUGGCAUUUAGAAAUACUUUAUCUGAACCUCGCCAGCUUAUAUUAACUACAACUUCUAUGAUUGCUAUAGUGACUGUAUUUUUUUGUGGUGGAAUCACAACCCAGUUAUUGACGUGGCUUGGUAUACCAGUUGGAGUUGAAGAAGAGCAUGAGAUGCUUCAACUUAGUGGAGCUCAAGCAGUGUAUAAUACAAUGGAUUCUCAGGCGACUCCCCAAGUCUCCACACCAAAUGAACUAAGAAGUCCACCACCUGUGCCUGAAAAUAGAACACCAUAUGAAAAAGCUUGGCUGGUUCGGAAGUGGCAUAAUUUUGAUGUGAUGUUCAUGAAACCCCUUCUGACACACAGCCAGCCUACUUUGAUGGAAACUUUGCCUGGGUGUUGUCUGCCAUUUUCUAAAUUACUAACAACAGAAAAGCAGCUGUCACAGGAAGGUAUAAUGCAUAAUGAUGAUGACUCAGAUUCUGAUUUGGAAAUUAUUGAAAGUAACUUUACAACAUUUCGUGGCAGGGGUUUAAGCAGCCAAAACUCUGUUACUAAGCCAUUUUGUAUAGAAGAUGCCAAUGCUACUGUCAGCGACCCCCAAUCACCAGAAAAGAAUACCAGUGUUCAGGGAGAUAUUGGUAUAGGUAGUGGUUUAAAUCUGCGAACUCACACCAGAAUAAAGAUCCCAGGAUUUGAGGGAGAGCCAGUAUAAAGAAGUCAAGUCUUACUUAUUCAGCCAGUUGAUGACUAUAUUAUAGUUAGUGAUCUUGUUGAGAUGUAUAAUUGUAUACAAAAAAUAAUUAUGUAAAUUAAUUUACUUGAUGUAUAUUUUUCAGUCUUCUUUGUUUUGUUAUAAAUGCACUAAUAAAUAUUAAUUAGCACUGGUACACUAUAUAAGCACACUUUGGGCAUGUUUUGAGUGUUCUCAUUGUUCAUUAAAAUGUACAUGUAGCUCAGGAAAGCUCCAAUCAAUAUAGGCUUGGUGUUGUUUUUUUUAAUUUGUUAAAAUAUUAAAUGUUUUGAGAAAGGUUUGACCAAUGUCACUUAAAGUAAGUUAGUUAUUAAUAUAUAUAUAUAUUUGUCUAUUGAGGAUCUCUGUAUUUUAUGAAACUUGCAAAAUACAUUUUUUAUAAGUGUAAAACAUAUUUAAAUUCAAAGCUAGUCUUUAAUGUUGGUAUGCAUUUUGAUUAACUGCUAUUUUGUGUCUGUUAAAAUAUGAAAUAUAAAUUGUUAAAUAAUUAUGGUUAGGAUAAGUAGAUAUUAUUAAAUCAUGAUGCACGGUUUCUAUGGUGUCAGUGUAAUUGUUAGAUUGUUAUAUGUAUACUUUGAAUAUAUAGUUGUUUCCUGUUAUUUUAUUGAAUGACUUGAUUUGUUUAGAUUGUCUCACGUAUGCAGAUACAAAAUGUUCUGAAGGAACCUUAUCAUUAACUUGUACAUGUUUUAGGGAAGAGAUGGUUUCAUAUUUAAUAGCUUUUACCUUGAUACAGGUAGAAUGUGUUGUUGUUUAACUUGUAACAAAUCAGACUUCUUUUUUUUUGUAAUUCUUCUUGUUGCUGAUUUUCCAGGUUUCAUUAACAGUAAAUAAAUUAUAUGGUAAUAUUUUUUCCUUACAUAGUAAUUGCAGAAAAUAAAUAAGUACAAAAACUUUAUUUGACAAAUGUUUUAAUAUAAGAUUUCAUGUUGACUAAGAGUAGAUGUAAGUGAUUUGAUUUAUUUUUUCUCAGACAAUGUUCCUCCCGUAAACUGUAGUAUGAUUUAUUCAGAGUUUUGUAUUAAAUGUGUAUAAUAAAUGCAUGGUGCAUGAAUGAUUUUUUUUUUUUACUUUAUGAAUAUUUUCUUAGUUUUGUUUUACUUUCUUUAAGAAAAAAAUCACUUUAACAAAGUUUAUUCAUUGAUGAGUCUUAAACAAUAUUAAUUAUUUUGAUGAGUUUUAGUUAACAAUCUGAACAUAAUAAGGCUUAUUGACAUUUAGUUUUACACUUGAGGUUUAUAAUAACUUCAGCUACAGUUUUAAUGAGAAUAGCUUGUAAAUUAUAAUAUUUAUUUGUUUAGAAGACAUACACUUGGAUUAACUUUUAAAAGCUUGCACGUGGGUAUCCUGUUAUUCCAAACAAGUUUAUGUAAAGCAGAGAACUUUUAUUAAAAUCAUUCCUUUUCUUGUACUUCAUUUGUUAUUGAAGUGCCAGGAAAAGUUAAUGCCACAUUAUUGUAUUCAUUUUCAUUGACUACUGCGUGUCUGCUUUGUGAAACUUCACUUGACGAACAGUGCUUCAGCUACAACUAACGAAUAGGGAAAAAAACCGUAGCUCAUAUGAAACAACUUAUACAUUGUGGAAUAGAGAAAGUGAUAUACAUCUUAUAUUCCAGCAGAUCAUGUGAAACACUAUACACAAUGAGCUAGAGAAAGUGGCAUACACUUAUUAUAUUUCUGUAAUAAUGAUGCAAUUUUGAGAUUUAAUUAUUUUGACAAACUCGUUCUUUCUUCAACAUACACUAUUUUUUAAUUUCAUGAACCCCAUCUUUUAUCCUGAUAAAUUACCCUUUAACAUUUAGCAUCCUAUUUUCCAGUUUAUUUUGAUAAUUUUAUUUUUAAUGUAUUUAUUGCUCAAUUUUGUGUAUUCCUUUCUGUGUUGAUGAAAUGAACAUCCCAUCUACAGGUGUUGAUGACUUAUCUUAUUUUUCUUAAUUACAUUUUAUCUUAAAUAAUUUAGUAAUACAGCUUUGUUUGCAUAAUAUUACUCAUUUUUUCAGAAUACCUCUGUGUUACUUGUCAGAAAUAUAGCAACUCUGUGUAAAAGAAGUUUUAUAGUAUUAUUAUAUUAGUAUACUGUUUAAGUUGUGUUUGUUCAGGUAGUUAUUUGGCAAACAAGCAAAAAAUUUCCGAUUCCUAGUUUCAGCUCAUAGAUUUGAAAAAAAUUGCCUUAUUCUCUUUUUCUUUUUAAACAAAUACACUAGUGUUUCUUUGGAAAACUUGGUAUGUUUUUGGCAAAAGUGACAUCAAAAGUUAAAAGUUAUUGUUAAUAUUUAGAACUGUAAAUACAAUUUACUUUGUGAAAGUUAGAUUUGAAAAUCUGUGGUUUUAUUUAAGAUCAGAAUACUUUAAGAUGUGUAGUAUAACUUUGAGGUUUUGAUUUUUUAUUAUAAAAUUGUUAUUUAGAUGUUACAAAUAUAUUUAUGUAUUUCAUUGAAAAUUCAGUAGACACAAGCACUAUUUCAGUAAUAUUUUAUGAAUUGAAAAAUUUUAUUUAAUUACUAUUGGUAUAUACAAGAAAUAGCAAAACCUUAAACAUCAAGGUGUAUAGAAUGUUCCAUUCUACUUAAUUGUCUGAAAUUUUUAACUUUUUUUAGAUUGUUAAAUAUACUGGUUGUUAACAGGUUUAUUUUUUCUCUAGAAAUUUUUAUAAAAUGACACUGAAUAUUAUUCCAGUUGUGUUAUUAUGUUUGAAAAUUUAUUUAAUAAAA